Molecule: messenger RNA, 6768 nt
Organism: Grosmannia clavigera kw1407
Lineage: Eukaryota; Fungi; Ascomycota; Sordariomycetes; Ophiostomatales; Ophiostomataceae
Product: autophagy regulatory protein
Exons: 4
Coding region: 1-6768 (2255 amino acids)
Biological process (GO): piecemeal microautophagy of the nucleus; autophagosome assembly; reticulophagy
Cellular component (GO): extrinsic component of membrane; phagophore assembly site
Molecular function (GO): phosphatidylinositol-3-phosphate binding
Source: RefSeq, a predicted model, not a curated record
AUGACGUCCCUGUUCGACUCCUUCCGCAACUCCAGCAUGCCCAAGCGGCUGCUGCGCUAUGCCCUGUCUCGCUUCGAUGUCCUAGAUGCCGACGCGCUUGACCUGGACAAUCUCGACCUGGCUUGGGGCAGGAACACCGUGCUCGAGUUUCGCGAUGUCGGCCUGAGGGUCAAGAAACUGCAGCAGAUCCUCCAGCUGCCUCCGACCUUUCACAUCCGCCGCGCCAAGGUUGGCCUCCUCCGUGUUACCCUGCCCGUCGACAUCUACUCGAGCCCGAUCCAGAUCCGCGUCAGUGGCGUCGACGUCCGGCUCAGCGUCUCCGCCCGGGAGGACGACCACGACCGGGACAGACGCAAGGACAGCAAGACCGCCGGCGGUAGCUCCGGACCCACUGCCGAAGACGCCGCCGAUGCCGAUGCCGAUGUCGUGCCCUCGGCCGUCGACUUGGCCCAGUCGUUCCUGGAACACGAGCCGUCGGGCGAGGCGAGGGCCCUGGAAGCAGUCCUGGCCGCUGAGGCUUCACUCGACCAGAGCACCGAGCUCGACAGCGAUGACGACACCAUCUCGUCCUCAUCUCAGGUCCUUGGCACCGGCCAGGCCCUCACCCUACCGGCCUUUCUCGCCGACUUCUUGCAGGGCAUCGUCGAUCGGAUCCAGGUGAUAAUCGAGGGCGUGGCUUUUCAGCUCGAGGUCGACGUCCCCGUGACCGACGACGCGGCAUCCGCCACCGCCAACGGCGGCUCCGAGCCCGUCACCUUCCAGUUGACCCUCGCCCGCAUCAACGUGGAAGGUGUCACUACCGCGGCAGCUGCGGUGCCGAAAGGCCCCAGCGGUGGCAGCGAGCCGGCAGGAUCGUCAGCCCGGCCCAAGAUCGUGCCAAAGGAGGGCAAGCGCCACAUCUCGCUGGAUCAUGUCCGCGCCUUUCUCAUCUCCGAGACCAACGUCUUCUCGGCUCUCGACCCUUCUCCUUCGAUGCCGUCGUCGGCCGCAUCACAGUCGCCCGUCUUGUCUUGUCACGACCUGCCAUCACUAAAUCCUACGGCUCCGGCUGACCCGAUGACCGCCUCGUCUAUACUGGCUCGCAGCCAGUACCCGCUGCAGGAUAGCGAAGACGCAUUCAAUAUUCCGUAUGACGACUCAGAAGGCUCCGGCGACGACAACGAAAGCAACAGCCUGGACGGUGCCGAGCCAGAAGUGGCUCCGGCAUCGUCUCUGUCGACACCGAGGGCAUCCGUCUACGGUGAACACCCGCGCAUGGGAUCGUUCCCCCCGACUGCAGGCAUUUUGCAUCAUGCGCAGUCGGCCAUUCUCGACCGAGACCGCAGCGGUGCAGAGUGGAACGUCCCAAAGGCCACCGAAUGCAUGGACACACGGUCUGAGCCGUCUUCUGGGCAUCUUCUAGGCACUGCACGAUCGACUGGCGAUAUCCAUGGGCUUCAUGUUGGCUUGGGCCUGGGUCUGUCACCAAAUGUACUCGCAACUUCGCUUCAAUCCAUGGCCGGUCCUGGAAGCGCCGGGUCUGCAGAGCAUACGGACGAUUACUUGAGCCAGUCGCACGUGUACAGCCAUGAAGAGGCGGAGAGCAUGUACUUGAGCGCUUUCUCACAGGCCGACUCAGACCCCAUGGACAAUCCUAUGCCCGGCGGAUGGCAUACGGAGGACGAUGAUGCGUCUCAGUUCUAUGGCUCUCCGCCUGCCGGCCUGUGGCGCUUUGGAACAGACAACCGCACUGCACCGGCUGAGUCAGCUGAGUCUGCUGCGUCGGGAGAUGCGAAAAAGGCUCCAACAGCGCUCCCUGGCCACGAAUCAGAAGGACCAUGUUCUUCCGGGGCCGAGAGGGCAUCCGGUGACGGAACAAAAAGCCCCGAUCUAAGCGCUGGAGCACAGUCGGACGAGGCGGCAACGCCAAAAGGUCCCACGCGCCUGGUCAAGGAACUUCUGUCGCUCGAGUACAUAUCCAUUUAUGUCCCGUCAAACCACAAGCAUGACGGCAAUCCGCAGUCGGCCAAAAAGCAGCAGGAACGGCUGGAAAAGUCCGUCUCUCCGCAUUUUCCGGGCGCGUUCUCGAUCUAUUCGUCUGCUGGGAUGGCCUCCACAUACGGGCAUGUCUCCAUCCAGGACCGUCUCAAAGACAGCUACUUCGACCACCGUCAACCUACGGAAACGCCACCGGCCGAUAGCGAGUCCGUGGAGGUGAAUCUGGCCCCUCUGGAGAUUUGCUUCGACGCAUCUAUCGGGUUUCUUUUGGCCAAGGUCGUUUUAGAGAUCCUUCAGUCGCUCAAGAGUGGCUUGGCAUUGCAGCAGCAACAGAAGAAGGCGCCUAGAGCCUCCGCGACUCCAGUCGCCCAGACGGCCCUGCCACAUAUCAAAAUUCAUGGCGACAAGAUCGCCCUCCUGUUCCUUGACAAGCUGGCAGGCGUGACAGACACGGCCGAGCGGUUCUUCGAGUCGCCUCAAGGGUCUGGAAUGAAGAGCCUUGGCCAGAGCCGCGAUGUGCUUCUCCAGGUUGUCUUGGAGAAUCUGACAGUGUCCCUGUCGCAGCGUCUAGAGCCUUGGACAAGUAGUGUAUCUGUUGACCUGCAGCGGUUUCGGUUCGGCUAUGCCGAUGCCGACAUCAUAUCGUUUGAUCGGCGCAUCCAGAUGCGAUCUUCGGUCCGAGAUGCAUUCCCGCCGUCUGGAGACGAUGUAUCAAUCAAGCUGAUCCAGUCCUCCGACGCCACCAAGUGCGAGAUCAGCACGUUGCCGUUACUAUUCUCCAUGGAUCUGCAGAGGCUUGACGAGACGUUCAGCUGGUUUGGUGGCUUGAGCAGCUUCCUCAGCUUGGGAUCGUCCAUCUCGUCGGCAGCUUCGGGCAAUGGAAAGGCGGUGGCAUUGCCCAAGGCCAAACCAGAGGCGGCCAAGGCGGCUCCAAAGGCGCGCGGUGUCCGGUUCGAGACGCCGAUCAGUCCUGACGACAAGUCGACAGCAGCCGAAAACAAGGUGGACAUGAGGAUUGGGGGUGUCCAUCUGGAGCUGGUCGGAAGGGAUUGCCGGGUGGCACUGGAUACGAGCGCGGUCAAGCUGGUCAGCCGCGAGGAGGGCAUCGGGGUCGGCGUCAGCCGGAUUCGCCUGGCCGGUCCGUAUCUGCGAAACUCUGGCGGCACGCCGCCUGUGACUGCGGAUAUUGCCAACACGCGGCUGGAGUUUCUGAACGUGCCCAAGGAUAAGGACCUGGAGCGGCUGCUCGAGCUCAUCACGCCAUCCAAGGUCAAGUUCGACGAACGUGAGGACGUUAUCAUGGUCGACACGCUUCUGAGACAACGCCGGAGUGGGCCUCUGCUUCGCUUGAACGUGGACGAUGUCAGCGUCCAGGCCCACAAUCUUGCGCAGCUGUCGUGUCUGCCGGCUCUGGGCGAGGAGGUGGCACGCCUGGCGUCCGUUGCCAAGUAUCUGCCCGAAGACGACAGACCCGGUCUUCUGACACUGGGGAUGAUUCGCCAUCUUGACGUGUCCGUCGAUAUUGGAGGGCGGAUAGGACAUCUGCAGGCGGUGCUUGCGGACCUCGAGGUGGCACAUAUUACGUUGCCAUCUCUCGUCUCUACUGCUGUCGGGGCUAUCUCGGUGCAUCGAAACCAGACGGAAGAGUUGAUAGGCUCCUCAUCGGUGCCAGCGCAUGUUGCGACUACGGGAUCAACGGCAACAGCUGGGCGUUCGGCUUCGUCAGCCAUGGGUGCGCCACCGCUGUCCGGCGGAAUCUCACCGGCUCUCAUGAUGCGCAUUAUCGGUGACGACCUCGAGCCGGUGAUCAAAGUGAAGAUGUGGGGGCUCAACUUCGAGUACCGGGUGCCGACAAUCAUGGAUGUGCUGGGCUUGGCCGAAGAUGCAACGCCGCAGGAUUUCGAAGAGAGCCUGGCGGCAUCGGUGGCCAACCUGGGCGAGCAGGCGCAGACGGCCAUCCUGAGCGGGCGGGGACCACACGGCAGCAGCGCGGACAAGAAGGACGGCUCGUCGACUGCUACUGCUCAAGCAGACAGAGAACGGGCGCCAAAGCCGACGACGGUGGACGUGUCGUUCCGAGACUGCGUGCUGGGGCUGAACCCGCUCAACCUGACGUCGAAGCUGAACCUGGUGCUGGUGGACGCCCGGCUCGAGGUGGUGCUGCCGCAGGGCGAAGAGGUAAAUGCGGUAGCCCAUCUGAGCAAGAUGUCGCUGCUGCUCAUCGACGACGUGACGGAAGUCGGGCCGCCAAGCCGGGCGUCAUCAGGCCAGACAAAGGACAUGGUGCGGCGACUGUGCUCGCAGGGAUUUGUGGACAUCUGCCAGCUCUCGGCAGCGAGAAUAUCGGUGCACGUGUCGGCGCCGGACGUGACCGAGGAGGGCCAGAGGAUGGUCGAGCUGGAGGUGCGCGACGACCUCUUGGUGCUGGAAACGUGUGCGGACUCGACGCAGACGCUGAUCGGGCUGGCCAACGCGCUCACGCCGCCGACUCCUCCGAGCACGGAGAUCAAGUUCAAGACGGAGGUGAUGCCGGUCAAGGAUCUGCUGGCGUCGAUCUCGAUCGACGCGUUUGGCCGUGCCGAGGGCAACUACGAUUUCGACGAAGACUUUGUGCUCGAGGAGGGCGCCGCGGGAGAGAAGGAGCACGGCACAGGCAGCGACGACGACUUCUUCUACGGCGGCGGUGGCGGCGUGCACGGCCAGCUCAACAGAGCAGCAGAGCAGUCGGUAGCAUCGCUGCCAUCGGUGACAGACGACGACCUGAUCCUGGACGACGAAGACGCGGACCUGGACAUUGAGGGUGUGGCGGGGACGGCGGCGGAGAAGCUGUUCAGCGCGUCAUCGGUGUUGGAGGAAACGACGAGACCAGGUCAGGUCGUCGAGUCGACACAAGGGGUCGACGACAUCGAGUUCGAUCACGGUUUCUUCGGCACGGCGACAGAGACGGCAGCCGAGGGGUCGUCGCCAGCCCACCGCUGGAACUCAGUGCAGAACGGUUACGACAAGGGAGCCGGUGGUGGCAGCAGAGACAGCAGAGACGGGGUGGCGGCCAAGGCUCCGUUGCGGCUGCGCGUGCGCGAUGUGCAUGUGAUCUGGAACCUGUUUGACGGGUAUGACUGGCAGCACACACGAGACGUGAUCACGCAGACGGUCCAGGAGGUGGAGGCCAAGGCGUACGAGCGACGGACACGAAACCGACGGCGGUCCGGACACGACGAGUUCAGCCCGUACGCAGACGAGGAGGAAGAGGACGCGGUGAUUGGCGAUUUUCUGUUCAACUCGAUCUAUAUUGGCAUCCCGGCCAACCACGACCCUCGUGAGCUGACGCAGGCGAUCAACCAGAACAUCUACGGCGACACGGGAGCCGAGACGGAGUCGGUGGCGGCGACGACGGUGACAGCGACAUCAAGCCGGGCAGGCGGUGGUUACGGCGGUCAUGGAGGCUACCGCGGCGGCCGGCCGUCAUCAUCGUCGUCGCGGACAUCUCGGCGGCUGAACUUGCAGCGCAGCCGGCGGCACAAGAUCACGUUUGAACUGGGAGGCGUGGGCGCAGACGUGGUGGUGUUUCCGGCAGGAUCGGGCGAGACGCAGACGGCGAUCGAUGUGCGGAUCCGCGAUCUAGACGUGUUCGACCACGUGCCGACGUCGACGUGGAAGAAGUUUGCGACGUACGACCGGGAUGCGGGAGAACGGCCGAUUGACGGCGACAUGGUGCGAAUCGAAGUGCUGGUGGUCAAGCCAGUGCCGGAGCUAGCGGCCACGGAGCUGGUGCUGAAGACGAACGUGUUGCCCCUACGACUGCACGUGGACCAGGACGCGCUCGACUUCAUCACGCGCUUCUUCGAGUUCAAGGACGACUCGAAACGAGGACCGACAACGGCGGAACCUUCGACCGGCGACGAGCCGUUCAUCCAGCGGGCCGAGAUCCACGACAUUCCGGUGCAGCUGGACUUCAAGCCGAAGCGGGUGGACUAUGCCGGACUGCGGUCGGGUCACACGACGGAGUUUAUGAACUUUUUGAUUCUAGACGGGUCGCGCAUGACGAUGCGACAUACCAUCAUCUACGGAGUGUCCGGCUUCGAGCGGCUGGGUCAGACACUCAACGACAUCUGGAUGCCCGAUAUCAAGCGGCACCAGCUGCCGGGCGUGCUGGCCGGGCUGGCGCCGGUACGGUCGCUUGUCACCGUCGGCAGCGGGUUCCGGGACCUGAUUGAAAUCCCGAUCCAGGAGUACCGCCACAACGGACGAAUCGUGCGGUCGAUUUCCAAGGGUGCCAUGGCGUUUGCGCGCUCCACCGGCACGGAGCUGGUCAAGCUGGGCGCCAAGGUAGCCACGGGCACGCAGGGGGAGGAUGGCAUGGGCGGGGGAGGAGGAGGAGGGGCCGGAGCCGGAGCCGGAGCAGCCGGCGUGGAUGCAGGCGAUUUGACGAUGGACGACGAUCACCAUCAGGCCAACGACGACGACAACGACGAGCGGAAGCAGAUCAGUCUGUAUGCGGACCAGCCGGCAGGCGUGGUGCAGGGGUUGCGGCAUGCCUACAGCAGUCUGGCGCGCGACCUCAACAUUGCGCGAGACGCCGUGAUCGCGGUGCCGGCAGAAGUGCGCGAGAGCACGAGUGCGACAGGUGCGGCCAGAGUCGUGAUCCGGCACGCGCCCACCAUCAUCUUUCGGCCGGCCAUCGGGGCGACCAAGGCGAUCGGACAGACGCUAAUGGGCGCGACCAACAGUCUGGAUCCACAGAACCUACGACGAGCAGAAGAUAAAUACAAAUCCGGCCCUGGUCGGGUCUGA